CAUGUUAUUCCUGCUUGUUGUGACAGAGGUUUGAUAGACGAUCCCACAAUGCCUGGUGUAUUUCCGCGUCUACUAAUGACUCCUCACAGGGGAACAUCUGUCCAACGAAGUCGCAGAUGUUAUACGGGUAUACUCUAACGGCUGCACAAAAUCUUGGCCUCUUUCAUUUACCUGUUGGACAAAUAUCAGACAAUCUUUUCUCGACCACCACCGACGAACAUAUACGGUGGAAACUGUGGAGUCGAAUAGAAUCAAUAAAGAAUCUAAUCAUCGGCUUGAUCCUCUACGACUCUUCGCUCUCCGGAGUCUUCUCAAUAAGCCCUGUCAUUUCAACGAGCACACUCCACGUCGCCCUUCCAUGUGGCUUCGACCUCUACCGUGCUCAAUCACCUCAAGAGUGGAUGCGCCUAAUCCAAGAAGGCUCCAGACUCACUACCCCAACAGUCAAGCUAUCACACAACGAAUUCUACCUCCCAACCCUGCCCCACCAAGUCCACAUGUCGUGCCUGUACGGAAUCACGUCUGCCAUUCUCGUCCGCCUGAUCUCAAACUACCAUCGACUCAUUAUCGGCUCCGACCUGGGCCAAGAGGACUGGCACCAGCAUAUCCCCUGGCGGGUCUACAACCUCGACAAACGCGCCACUUCGAUCACCAACGUGGUCAUACACUUCAUCCAGCUAUACGAUACCAUCCUCGCGAGCUCCAACCCAAACUGCAUCGUCAUCUGGCAUAAUCUAUGUCUCCUCCUAACAGCCGACAUCCGUCUCCACGAACGAGCAGCCGGCCGCGAGGGUCCCGAAGCCAUGCAAACCGCCCGCCAAGCCAUCGCCCUCUGGGCCAGCACCCCGGCUGCCCGACGAGCCUGUCUCCACGCCGCCCAGAUCUUCCAUGCCCUGUCCAACUGGAAACCCAUGGACGGCAUGGGAUUCCAGCCUGCGCGCUGUCUCUUAAACUCCGCGCUCGUGCUUGCCCUAUACACACUGGUCAGCCCGAACUCUCCAGAUACACGACCCACCGAUACGUUCGAUCUCGCCACGGCAGACAUUGACUGGAAGGUUGUAGGCGACGAGGGGAUGAGCGAUGGCGAAGGUGAACGGCCGAGGACGGAUGAUCCGGCGGUGAACUUUAUUCGCUUCGGGGGGCCGGUGGUGCUCUUCGGGAAGACGUAUUUCGGGGGCGCUCGGCAUGCGCGUCGGCUUUUGUUGGAUUUUGCCAGUCUUUUGGAUGAAGUUGGCAGACAUUGGAUGGCGAAGUAUCCGCGUCUUUUGUAUAUGAUUCAUGAUACUAUGGUAGAUGUAUAUACGGGUGGGAAUAUGGGGGAGGUGGCUGCGUGAUCGGGUCCUGGUUGGGGAUUAUAAUGCAGUAUAUGAU
Messenger RNA from Aspergillus pseudonomiae, 1371 nucleotides. RefSeq lists its product as uncharacterized. Gene Ontology annotation, cellular component: chromatin. The transcript has 3 exons. The record is from RefSeq and is a predicted model, not a curated record. Lineage: Eukaryota; Fungi; Ascomycota; Eurotiomycetes; Eurotiales; Aspergillaceae. Gene Ontology annotation, molecular function: RNA polymerase II cis-regulatory region sequence-specific DNA binding; DNA-binding transcription factor activity, RNA polymerase II-specific. Gene Ontology annotation, biological process: regulation of transcription by RNA polymerase II. The coding region runs from base 117 to 1334 and encodes 405 amino acids.